This is a messenger RNA of Anopheles merus, 1202 nucleotides long. It is a transcript of the gene sta, whose product is annotated as 40S ribosomal protein SA. Gene Ontology annotation, cellular component: ribosome; 90S preribosome; cytosolic small ribosomal subunit. Gene Ontology annotation, molecular function: structural constituent of ribosome. The transcript has 3 exons. Lineage: Eukaryota; Metazoa; Arthropoda; Insecta; Diptera; Culicidae. Bases 130 to 987 code for a protein of 285 amino acids. The record is from RefSeq and is a predicted model, not a curated record. Gene Ontology annotation, biological process: ribosomal small subunit assembly; cytoplasmic translation.
UCGAGCAGCUGCUGUGUCAAAAGUGCUCGAAAAGUUUUGUACCACGCACAACUGCUCGAUAAGGGUUCUCUUUCAAUUUAAUCCCUGUGGCAUUCACUACGUUAACCGUUGCUCCUAAUUAACGGAACGAUGUCGGGAAAUCUAGAUGUUCUGUCCCUCAAGGAGGACGAUGUCACCAAGAUGUUGGCCGCGACGACCCACAUCGGAAGCACCUCGGUGAACUUCCAGAUGGAGCAGUACGUGUACAAGCGCCGCACGGACGGCGUGCACAUCAUCAACCUGGGCCGCACCUACGAGAAGCUGCUGCUUGCCGCUCGCUGCAUCGCUUCGAUCGAGUACCCGGGAGAGGUCUUUGCCAUCUCGUCCCGUCCGUACGGCCAGCGUGCCGUGCUGAAGUACGCCCACUACACGCAGGCGACCCCGAUUGCCGGACGCUUCACGCCCGGUGCCUUCACUAACCAGAUCCAGACGACGUUCCGCGAGCCGCGCCUGCUGAUCGUCACCGAUCCGCUGACCGACCACCAGCCCGUGACGGAGGCGUCGUACGUCAACAUUCCGGUCAUCGCGUUCUGCAACACCGACUCGCCGGUCAAGUUCGUCGACAUUGCCAUCCCGUGCAACACCAAGUCGACGCACUCGAUCGGUCUGAUGUGGUGGAUGCUGGCGCGCGAGGUGCUGCGCCUGCGCGGCAAGAUCACGCACGACCGCUGGGAGGUGAUGCCGGAUCUGUUCUUCUUCCGCGACCCGGAGGAGGCGGAGAAGGAGCAGGCCGCCAUCGAGGCUGCCGCGCCGGUCAUCAAGGACGUGCCGGAUGAGGUGGUGGUUGCCGAUGAGCCGACUACCUGGGGCGAGGAUGUGACCCAGACCGCACUGGCUGUCCCGCAGGCCAAGCCGCUGGCUGUCGCCGGCGCGAACGAUGACUGGAACGAGGACGAUACUGCGCCCGCUGCUCCGGGUGCCGCGUCGUGGGGUGGUGCCGCUUUCUAAGCAUUCGCACUAGCGGAGCUCAAACCGUUUGUGACCACCCCAGGGGGUGGGGGGGAGUGUAGACGAUAGCAUACCAUCGCAGGAUUGUACGGUAUCGUGUGCUAUACCUUGCCUUCUCCCGCACACAACACGUGGGUUGAGGUUGUCCAAAAUCGGAAGAGUGAAAUAAACAGUGUAAGUUGUCACGUUUCAUUCUUUUCGUGAAAACAGGAAAA